Molecule: messenger RNA, 1000 nt
Organism: Leguminivora glycinivorella
Lineage: Eukaryota; Metazoa; Arthropoda; Insecta; Lepidoptera; Tortricidae
Product: alpha-ketoglutarate-dependent dioxygenase alkB homolog 7, mitochondrial
Exons: 5
Coding region: 65-802 (245 amino acids)
Biological process (GO): DNA damage response; fatty acid metabolic process
Cellular component (GO): mitochondrial matrix
Source: RefSeq, a predicted model, not a curated record
UUUCUGUUUUCAGGUUAUUUUGUGAUCGAAGUUACGCAAAAUAGCGGUUUGUUUACAAGCCGCGAUGCGUGGCCUGUCGUUCAGCGUCCUUCGCCGGUGCCGCAGCCGCCUGUGGUGCCCGGCAUCCCGCGCGUUAUGCUCGCAGCCGAAGCCGGUCGCCAGUACCUUGCCUGUUGCCGACCCCAAGCUCAUUGAGGUGCACUCCACCUGGCCGCCCGACGAGCAGCCGGAGCUCCGAGCGGCGACCGUCCAGGGCAUGCAGGUGCUGCCGGACUUCGUCUCGGAGGCCGAGGAGGGGAUGCUACUUGCCGAGCUGGAGCCCAUGCUCAAGAGGAUCCGAUAUGAGUACGACCAUUGGGAUAAUGCGAUCAUAGGUUUCCGCGAGACAGAACGUAGGGCAUGGAGCCCGAGCAACGAGGCCGUCAUCUCGCGUAUCCGCAGCGUUUUCCCCCGGAGCGGGGCGGACUCGGAACUGCUGCCGGCGGCCCAUGUGCUCGACCUGGCCGCCGCUGGGUAUAUCAAGCCCCAUAUCGACGCUGUACGGUUCUGCGGCGGAAUGAUAGCAGGCCUGUGUCUCCUGUCCGACGCCGUGAUGCGACUACAGCACGAGACGCAUAAGCAUCUCGGCUUAGACGCCUUGCUGCAGCGCCGGGCGCUGUAUAUUAUGAGCGGCGUGUCUCGCUACUCGUACACGCACGCGGUGCUGGGCGGCGAAGAGAGCGCGUGGCGCGGGGAGAGGCUGCAGCGGCGCCGGCGCGUGGCGCUCAUCCUGCGCAGCCAGCCCCGGCCAGAUCGAAACUGACAACCCUGAAGAUUCUGUCCGGAUGAAUCCGCCCUGUAAACCACCAACGGAUCUGCAGCUGACGUCCGCGAGGGUUCUUCAAAAACGCAGUAUCAGAACUGUUUGAGAAAUAUGUCUGGGUCAGAUGUAGACAUCACUCACUAGUUUUUCAAAUAAACCUACAUGCUAGUCCUACCUAACGUACUCAAUAAAGACCAA